This is a messenger RNA of Epithele typhae, 717 nucleotides long. RefSeq lists its product as uncharacterized. Lineage: Eukaryota; Fungi; Basidiomycota; Agaricomycetes; Polyporales; Epitheliaceae. The transcript is spliced from 5 exons. The record is from RefSeq and is a predicted model, not a curated record. Bases 1 to 717 code for a protein of 238 amino acids.
AUGAACUACGCGGGUUAUUCCGCCGCAGGCGCUCCGAUUCUUAGCAGCACUAUUGUCCUCCAACGAUGGUCACGGCGGUUUUACCAAUACGAGCCGAGGACAUACGCAGUGGCGUUUGGGCGCCUUGCAACCACUGCCGUCUCCAAAAGCGCAAGUGUAAUAGAGGUUCUCCUUGUGGUAAUUGUGUUCGUGGUGAUCGGGCGGACGACUGCCACUACUGGCCGCUUUACGCCAGGACGAUUCCGUGCACAACCUGCUACGACCGCCUCGGGGCCCUCUGCCGAUCCGUCUUUUACAAACGCUGGUCUCGCUUUCUCCGAAUACAUCCAGACGAUUAACACCAACCAUGAAGAACUCGGACAGAUGCCAGGCACACCGAAGCUGCAGGUCGACGAUACGUUGCACCCCUUCGUCCGAAGAACAACCGUCACUUACUACGGCUCUGCUGUCGACGUGUUCCAGUGCUUUCCUUCGGCCACAUACAGCUUCGGCGAGACGAACAACAUGCUCGCUACCGAGUCUUACGUGCCGUACAUCCCCGGAUCUGGUUAUCACGACCAGCCCAUCGCGUACAGCAGCCAUGACGGAGGUGGCUGGGAGCGCGGGUUUCAGGGUGGCAACAUCGGAGGGUACGCAAACGGAUAUUCGGACGGGGUAUUCUACAAUGAUCCGUCGGCGUACAAUCCCUACGGCAUGCAUUCAGGUCAGCAGAACUAG